AUGAUGGGAUACGGCCUCAGAACGCGUAAAAGAGCCCCGAAUCCAGGCAACAAUCCGCCUCCAGCCAACAAGGACGUUGAACCGGCCCAAGAAGUAGAACCUCCUCUCACUCGAGAAGGUCUCGAGAAGUUGAACCGCAGGGAGCUGCAAGCCGUCGCAAAGAAACAUAAAGUCCCAGCCAACCUCAAGUCGCAGGUUAUAAUCGAAGAGCUUCUGAAGAAACACGAUGCCACCAACGCGUCCACUUCAGCACAAGCGCAAGUUAGCCAGAUCGACCAAACCUCCGGGAUCCCAGAGCAAGCGACAGCCACAGAGCUCAAGGAACUGAGCCCCAUGGAACCGACCACCAGAGUGUCCCCGAACGCAUCCCGUCCAGAAGGCGAAGGCGAGUUGCCUCCAGUUCCCGCACCGGCUGGCAGCAUCCCAUUCCCGAGGACAAGUAUUGCUCUCCCAGCGCCGCAGCAGCUGGCACCCCAGUCUGCGUCGGCCUUCGGCAGAAUUCCUUCGGUAGCCAACCCUCGCGUUCGACCACCGACAGUCGAUCCUCGCGUUCGACCACCGACAGUCGAUCCUCGCGUUCGACCCUCCAUUGUUGAUCCUCGCGUUCGAGCCACUGUUGAUCCUCGCGCUCGACCCCCUGCUGCGGACCCUCGCAUCCAACCACCCACUGCCGAUCCUCGCGUUCGACAACCGACUGCGGACCCUCGGGUUCGACCCACUGUCGACCCUCGCGUUCGGCCAACUGUCGAUCCUCGCGUUCGACCUACUGCUGAUCCUCGCAUCCAACCACCCACUGCCGAUCCUCGCGUUCGACAACCGACUGCGGACCCUCGCGUUCGACCUACUGCUGAUCCUCGCAUCCAACCACCCACUGCCGAUCCUCGCGUUCGACAACCGACUGCGGACCCUCGCGUUCGGCCAACUGUCGAUCCUCGCGUUCGACCCACUGCUGAUCCUCGCGUUCGACCACCUCCCGUCGGCCCCACGCGCGAUAGUCCCGCAAGGGAUGACCAUGACCAACCCCUCAUUGGAUCAGACGGAUGCACCAUUUCGCCAGCCAGUCAGAACGCUCAAUCUCCCAUCGAUACCGAUAGCCCCUCCGGCGAUGGGUACCGCAACCAAGCUCAGCCUCUCAUUGGUUCGGAUGGGUGGACGGUCUCCCCGACCAGCGGCAAUGUCGCGCCCCCUGCCCCCCAACCCAUGAUUGGUUCAGAUGGAUGUACCAUCACCCUAGUUGGCAGCGAUGCUGCCCCUCUUGUUCCUCCGCACCCAGGGAUCGGAUCGGAUGGAUGUACCAUCACCCCACCCGAGAGCAGCAACGGCGCACUCGGGCGACGAAUGGUAGAGCGCGAGCUCGCACCGCCCUACAUCCACCCAUUCGAUUACUCGGUGUCGACGUUCGGCCGCGGUCGCCUUGCCCCUCGACCUGCCGUCAUGGAGUCCAGUAGUCCUUCGAGCGAAGGCGAGCUCCCCUCAGCUAGUCAGCCAGAAGAGAGGGCUCCGACCCCGGAACCAAGAGAGCGUACAGCUCUCAGCCUGUACCGGGCUAAAUACGGCCCAGUAUUCAGGGCACCUCCACCAGCCCCCAAGACUCCUCCCCCAGCUGUCGGUGAGAACCCGCCACUCGAGAAAGACGACGAAGACGCAGAGCAUGUCCCAGUUCAACCGAAUUCCGUUGUAGGACCUGCUGGAGGCACCCCUUUCCCAAUCCAGAAGCAGUCGACUUCGAUCAUUGGACCCGCUGGCGGCACCCCAUUCCCCUUCCAAAAGAAGGGAAAGACUACCGAAGGCGCUCCGGAGCAAUCGACCUCGAUCGUUGGACCCGCUGGCAGUACGCCUUUCCCGUCCCAGAAGAGACGUAAGGUCGCUCGUGAGCCCACUCCCGAAGAGGAACAAGAAGAUCCAGUCACCCCUCCCAGACAAAUCAUUUCCUAUAGCCUGCACCCCGGACUUAUGGCAACCAGCUCGGCAUCCUAUGUGCCCCAGAAGGAAAACACCCUCGCUGAUAUCGUCAACCGCGAUCGUGCCCAAGAGAACCAGUCCAGCGAGAAGUCCAGUAUCGUCAGCGGCAACCCCACGUCCUGGGGUUUCCCUAGCCCCAGGUCUGCCGCCCAACGAGAAAGCACUCCCAGUCACGAGUACGACGAAGACGCGGAGAAUCGCGAUCCAAACGCGUUUGAGGCGUUCGAUUCGCCUCUCAGCCAAGCCAUGUCGCACUCCAGUGUUUUUUCCAGUCCCCCUGCCGUCAUCCCCCCGGAGAAGCUCAGGGUCGGGUCGACCAACAAAGAAGUCCGUGCAAUCCGUCGCGACCUCACCCGCCUCGUCGACAAAGCAGCAGUCCUCGAGGAACAGAUUAGCCUCGAGGAGAUGGUCGCCAUGGCCCUUGAAGAGGACAUCAAGGAGGCCCAGGAAGAGGCCAAGAAAGUCGCCAAAACCCUCAAGUGGGUUGAAGGAAACAUCCUGGAGCCGUGGAAGAAGGACAGGACGAUCCAUGAUGGCACCGGAUAUAUGAAGAAGAAGAAGGACCAAGCCAAGUGGAGGAAAUGGUUGGAGGAGAAUCCGCAGGAGUGGAUGCAAAAGUGCGUGGAUGAAGAGGGCGACGAUGGGGAAGACGACGACGACGAUGACGACGAUGACGAAGGCGACAUCGAUGAUGUUGCCCCUCGGUCGUCCGAGGAUAGCGCCCAGUAUCAAUCGGAGGAUAGUCCUAAGAGCCUCAAGCGUUCUCGUGAGGAGAUGGAGGAGGGGGUGGAGGGGGAGGAAGCCCAAUCGAACAUCGCGGUGAACGCCGGCCAGAAUUCGCCCAUCGACGAAGAUGAUUUCUAUCUCUAG
Coprinopsis cinerea okayama7#130 is the source of this 2832-nucleotide messenger RNA. RefSeq lists its product as hypothetical. Lineage: Eukaryota; Fungi; Basidiomycota; Agaricomycetes; Agaricales; Psathyrellaceae. The coding region runs from base 1 to 2832 and encodes 943 amino acids. The transcript has 3 exons. The record is from RefSeq and is a predicted model, not a curated record.